Molecule: messenger RNA, 3860 nt
Organism: Danio aesculapii
Lineage: Eukaryota; Metazoa; Chordata; Actinopteri; Cypriniformes; Danionidae
Gene: acvr2ab
Product: activin A receptor type 2Ab
Exons: 11
Coding region: 705-2240 (511 amino acids)
Biological process (GO): protein phosphorylation; cellular response to growth factor stimulus; activin receptor signaling pathway
Cellular component (GO): activin receptor complex; plasma membrane
Molecular function (GO): ATP binding; activin receptor activity; activin binding
Source: RefSeq, a predicted model, not a curated record
UCCGCGCUGAUCGCCAUGUUGUGUUCAGGACACACGGGAGGAGAUCUGGAGGCUUCACUACAACGCUUAAACACACCGAAAAACUCCAGAAAUCACCCGUUUUGCGAAUGAUCCAGGAUUAUCCGGUGAAAAACGCGUUUUGGGGGAUUUUACACGGUAAUAGAGUUCAUCUGGCACGACAAAACACACCGCUUUUAAUCGAUUUAGAUGCUGUUGCUACAUUUCGGUCCUCGUUUGGAUUUACAUUCGCGUUUUCUGGAUUUAAAAUCACAACUGUGAUUUUAUAAAUCUUCAUAUUUGUCCAAAUCAUCGUUGGAGAAGCAGAGGAUCGUAUCAGGAUGUGUUUAAACCCGAGUCCAUCAUGAUUUGGGAUUUUAUGUGUUGAUAAACUCGCUGAGAGUGAUCGAUACCGAUCGAUAUUAGCCCAUAAGUGUAUUGGAGACUGUCCAGCACAGUUUGCUCUCUGAUUCAGUAUGACUGUAUUAAUGUUUGAUAUUUCAUCAAUGCAGACAGAAACACAGGCACUGAGGAUUUGUCAAAUCUCUCCAACACUAAACCUCUCUUACAGACUUACACAUUGAUCCGGACCUGUUUGCUCACAAAUAAAUGCUUUUGGCAAUAUUAAAACAUUAAUUUUCGAGGGAGCGGAUUAUCGGCUUGGGUGUUGCUGGGAUUUAGCGCAGUUACAAGAAUCUGCACUGAAAAUGAGGACAGACACCAAACUGGCCUUGGCCAUAUUCCUCGUGUCCUGUUCAUCAGGUGCGAUUCUAGGCCGCUCGGAGACGCAGGAGUGUGUGUAUUAUAAUGCGAGCUGGGAGAAGGACAGGACGAACAGGAGUGGCACGGAGUCGUGUUAUGGAGAAAAAGACAAGCGGCGACACUGUUUCUCCACCUGGAAGAACCGCUCGGGAACCAUCGAGAUGGUGAAGCAGGGCUGCUGGCUGGACGAUGUCAACUGCUACGACAGCAGUGAGUGUGUGGAGCGCAAGGAGAAUCCUGAUGUCUUCUUCUGCUGCUGCGAGGGAAACAUGUGCAACCAGAAGUUUCACUACAAUCCAGAGAUGCUUCAGACCACAUCGAACCCCGUCCCCCCGAAGCCGGACUUGUUUCCCACGCUGCUCUACUCUCUGCUGCCCAUCAUGGCAGUUGCUGUAAUUCUCUUCAUCUCCUUCUGGAUGUACCGACACCUGAAGCUGACGUACCCGCCGCUGCUCGUGCCGUCGCAGGAUCCGGGUCUGACUCCUCCGUCUCCUCUGCUGGGUCAGAAGCCUCUGCAGCUGCUGGAGCUGAAGGCCAGAGGACGCUUCGGCUGCGUGUGGAAAGCUCAGCUGCUCAGCGAAGCCGUGGCGGUCAAGAUCUUCCCCGUGCAGAAUAAACAGUCCUGGCAGAAUGAAUAUGAGAUUUAUAACGUGAGCGGAAUGAAACAUGAAAAUCUCCUUCACUUCAUCUGCGCAGAAAAACGUGGGAAUGGAGUUGAUAUAGAGCUGUGGCUGAUCACAACCUACCAUGAGAAGGGUUCGCUGACAGAUUUCCUGAAGGCGAACGUGUUGUCGUGGAAUGAGCUGUGUCUGAUCGCGCAGACGUUUGUGCGCGGUUUGGCUUAUUUACACGAGGACAUUCCCAACCUGAAGGACGGACACAAGCCUGCCAUCGCACACAGAGACAUCAAGAGUAAGAAUGUGCUGCUGAAGAGUGAUUUAACCGCCUGCAUCGCUGACUUUGGUCUGGCGCUCAAGUUUGAAGCGGGAAAAUCAACAGGUGACACACACGGACAGGUGGGCACGCGGCGCUACAUGGCUCCAGAGGUGCUGGAAGGAGCGAUCAGUUUCCAGCGGGACGCUUUUCUGAGAAUCGACAUGUACGCAGCCGGUCUGGUGCUGUGGGAGCUAGCCACACGCUGUACAGCGGCCGACGGCCCAGUGGAUGAGUUCUGUCUGCCGUUUGAGGAGGAGGCUGGUCUUCAUCCGUCUCUGGAGGACAUGCAGGACGUCGUUGUACACAAGAAACUGCGGCCAAUAUUCAGAGAACACUGGCUCAAACACACGGGUCUGUCUCUGCUCUGCGAGACGAUGGAGGAAUGCUGGGAUCACGAGGCGGAGGCGCGCCUCUCUGCUGGAUGUGUGGAGGAGCGAAUCAUCUCCAUGCAGCGCAGCACCAGCAUCAUCAGCCCAGACGACAUCCUCUCUGUCGUCACGAUGGUAACCAACCUGGACUUCCCGCCCAAAGAGUCCAGCCUAUGAUGAAGCUGCUGCUCUCAGCCAAUCACAAAACAGAAACACUGUCCAAAAACGAGGAGAAGGAACUCAGCGUGGACGUCAUCUCUAAUGCAUAAAGGAAAAGACUUGUGUUUUUAUAACCGCAGUGAUUUUAGUAUAUGUACAAAAGGGCAAGGACUGCGUUUGCUUGUUGGUUUCUGCGAAUCAUUACAGUCACGCCAACAUGAGACACUUGUGAAUGUCUGCCGCAAAUCACACACACGGAGUCUGGAGGAGUUAUGCUGAAAUAACCAUAGACCUCCCUCAACAGGUAUAUACCUCAUUUUGAUUUAUCCUGCUUUUUUAUUUGUCUGAGCAGCCGCUGUGGAGGAGGAGAGUAGCUGUAACACACACCGUAGUGUUUCUGCCUUCACAUUUCAUCAUCAUCAUCAGAGUCUACUGAAGGGGUUAAUCAUGAGGAAUUAAUGCUCGCUUUACUGUCUCACACACACACACACACACACCAGGGUCCAACAUCAGCUCCUGCCAAUGCUGGAGAAUUGACUGUUGGCGUUCAGUGCAGUUUUCUGUAUUAAUGAUGUGCUGGUCAUCAUCAACUACCCCUCCUGCACUUCAGGUGGACAUGCUCAGACCGCUUAUUCAGAAGAUGUGGGGCGCUCAUGAUGUCAAACACUAAACACCAGCAGAAAUCAUGGAGCGUGAGUGUGUUUGAGUGAGGGAGUGAUUGAGUUUGGAAUAGUUUAAGGAAGUGUGUGUGUGUGUGUGUGUGUGUGUGUAUGCCUGUGCUGUCCCUCAGAGCCUGCAGAUGAUACAAACUACACGUUAUAUUACAAGAUUCAGUUCAUUCUGAAGCGCAACAGUUCUAUGCAGAUGUGUGUAUUCAUCCAUUAUGCCAUAACACAUGCUUUUAUGUGACCCUGGACCACACAACCUUUCAGUUUAUUAUUAUUAUUUCUUUAGAGGUUUCUACACCGUUGAUUUAUUUAGCUUUCCAAUGCCGUUUGCUGGUUAGGAUUAACCAAUAUUUGGUUAAGAUGCAACUAUUUUAGAAUCUGAGAGUUCAGAAAAAUCAAAAUAUUGAAAAAAAGUCAUGUUUAAAGUACUUGAAUGAACUUCUAAUCAGUUAAGCUGCAAUAUGUUUAUGGUAAUGCGUUUAAUAAAUGUCUCCGUGGAGCUUGAUCUUUACUUAAUCCUUUAGAUGUUUGGCAUAAAAUACAAAUCUCUAAUUUUGACCGAUACUAUGUAGUUUUGGCCAAAAAAAAACACACCCGUGCCGCUUAAAACUGGUUUUGUGCUCCGGGGUCACUUGUGCGCUUUGGGAUAUUACAUAAAAUACAUCACAAUCAAAGCAUCAAGAUGGCACAUUUACAAUUAAUGCUACAAUUAUGACAGCUUUGAUGAACUAAAAUGAUGUGAAUCUGCCUCUGCUGAUGUCCACUGCUCAAUCACAACAUCUGCCAUUGUUUUAGUGCUUCUGAAAUGCAGAGUUUAUUCAUUUAUUAUGGAAGAAAGCUGCAGAAACAUUCAUUUUUUUUUAUUAUUGAUCAUUUGUACCCCAUAAAGUUGAGUUCUUCAGUCUUGAAAACUGUUCAUAUAAAUCAAAUUCUGCAUUUCUUAAAGCAAAUGAAGCUAAUGUGACUCAAA